AUGGCGAGCUCAACAACAUCCCCUCAGAUCCCCCAACACGUCUCUGCGCUCCUCUCCCACCUCACCUCCCGGCCCGGCGUGCAAUCAACCCUCAUCCUCUCGCGUAAAGACGGCUCCAUAAUCCAGAUCACCGGCCUCCUGGCCCCGCCGAAACGUACAAGAAGCGAAACCUCACCGCUGACCGCCGUAUCAUCUGCCGCAGGCACAGAAGACACCCUCACCACCCCGAGCGCUACACCGACUACAUCCUCGCCCUCCGCUGAACCGACGCAACAUUCCCCAACACAAACGCAAACACAAUCACAGCAGAGACCACCCUACCAGCCCUCCCAACCUGAGGCUCUCGCAGCACAUAUCUUCGCCUUUGUAUCCAGUGCGUCCAAUUUGAGUCUGAUUCUCUCGAAUCCGGUGGGAGAGAGUGGGGGUAAGGGCUCCGAGAGCGGGUUUGCGAAGGUGAACGGCGCUGGGAAUGGUGGUGGAUUCGCAAGUGCGGGUACGGGGACUGGUCGAGAAGACGCGGAGGCGGAUGGUGGGGAGGGCCAGGACGACGACGAGGUGAAGUUACUCCGGCUACGGACGAAGAAGCAUGAGAUUGUAGUGGUUCCGGAUAAGAAGUACUUGCUUUGCGUUGUGCAUGAUGCUUCAGCUGGGGCGACGGGUGCGGCGAUGGCGGCCGGAGGUGGUGGGAGGCUAGGGAGGUAG
Aspergillus calidoustus is the source of this 702-nucleotide messenger RNA. NCBI's taxonomy places the organism in Eukaryota, Fungi, Ascomycota, Eurotiomycetes, Eurotiales, Aspergillaceae. The record is from the annotation of a GenBank genome assembly.